AGCACUGUGGCACGUGAUGGUUUGUGGCUUUGAUAAUGAGCCAUUAUAAGGCAAGCGUGGAUCACUCCAGCAAAUCAAUAAGUUGGCAUCACAAAAUCACCACAAAACCUCCAAAAUGAAGAAAGCACAGCUAGUGUUCAUCCCUUCACCUGGAGUUGGCCACCUUGUAUCAGCUGCUCAGUUUGCAAAGCUGGUUCUUGAUAGAAAUGACAAUUUCUUGAUAACCAUGCUUGUCAUCAACAAUCCAUAUGCUGAGAGCAUAAGCAAGUACAUCGAAUCACUUGCCUCAGCUCAUACACAAAUCAAGUUCAUCGCACUUCCUGAGACCAUAGCUCCACCUUCUGCAGAAGCUUUAGCUGUGAGCGCUGAACAUGCUUUUAGUUGUUACAUCAAUGAUCACAAAACCAUUGUAAGAGAUGCUAUCGUUAACCAAGUGAUGGCCAAUAACCCUGCUCCCAUUGCUAGUGUUGUUUUUGAUUUGUUUUGCACUGCCUUUAUUGAUGUUGCAAGAGAACUUGGGGUCCCUUCUCAUGUUUUUUUCACUUCUGGUGCUGCCUUUCUUGGCUUGAUGUUUUACCUUUCAGACAGGGAAGAGUAUGGCCAGCCUAAGUUUAGACCUACAGACCCUGACUAUAUCAUCCCUUUCUAUGCAAAUCCUGUGCCUUAUCGUGUUUUGCCGUUACUGCACAACGAUGAGGGAUAUGAAACAUUUGCAUACCAUGGAAGGAAGUUCAAAGAUGCCAAUGGCAUCAUUAUUAACACAUUUUCAGAGGUUGAGUCUCAUGUAGUUCAUGCUCUUUUGGCUAGAGAUGAUAUACCACCAAUUUUCAAUGUCGGGCCAUUGAUUGAUCACAGGGGAAAGAGUUUGUCAGGAUCAGAUGCUGUUAAGCGUGACGAGAUCAUCAAAUGGCUUGAUGAUCAACCUGAAAAAUCUGUGGUGUUUUUGUGCUUUGGAAGUGGAGGAGGCUUUGAUGAAGCUCAGUUGAAAGAGAUUGCAAUCGGGCUCGAGAAGAGUGGACACCGAUUCCUAUGGUCCAUUCGAUUGAAACCCUCCAAGGGGCAGCUGCAUGCUAGUUAUUUUGACAACUAUGGAGAAAUCUUGCCGGAGGGAUUCUUGGAAAGGACUGAAAAUACUGGCAUGCUAUGUGGAUGGGCACCUCAAGUAGAAAUCUUGGCACAUAGAGCAGUAGGUGCUUUUGUAUCACACUGUGGAUGGAACUCAACUUUGGAGACCUUAUGGUAUGGUGUGCCUAUCAUAACCUGGCCAUUAUAUGGUGAGCAACAUAUCAAUGCAUUUCAGCUGGUGAAGGACUUGGGAUUAGCAGUGGAAUUGACUUUGGAUUUUAGGAGAGAUUGUCCCACAGAUUUUGUCAAGGCAGAGGACAUAACAAAAGCUGUGAAAACCAUGAUGGAGCAAGGAGGUGAACUUAGAAACAAGGCCAAAGCAACCAGUGAAAUGGCCCAGAAAGCUGUGGUAGAGGGUGGAUCUUCAUAUGUUGCUUUAGGAAACUUGAUUGAUCAAUGGUUAGAAAACAAGCCUUGAAGAGCUUAAUUUUCAUCAAUGAUCAUCACUUCCUAUUAUGGCUUAAUCUCAUUUUCAUAAUAAGUUACAGUAUUGUGUUCUGAUUUUGUAUGCAUUAGUCUCUUAAUUAAGCGGAGGCCUUGUAGAAAGGCCAUCCCUUUUCUGUUUUGUU
Populus trichocarpa (black cottonwood) is the source of this 1694-nucleotide messenger RNA. Its product is annotated as anthocyanidin 3-O-glucosyltransferase 2. The transcript has a single exon. Gene Ontology annotation, molecular function: UDP-glycosyltransferase activity. Bases 116 to 1543 code for a protein of 475 amino acids. The record is from RefSeq and is a predicted model, not a curated record. NCBI's taxonomy places the organism in Eukaryota, Viridiplantae, Streptophyta, Magnoliopsida, Malpighiales, Salicaceae.